AUGUUUGUUGCAACUUGUCCAUCGCUAUGCAGCUCACCCCACCUCCGACCCCGGCCUCGUCGCUCUACCUGCGCCCCGGCCCCGGCCCCGUCGCCCUACUUGCGCCCCGGCCCCGGCCCCGUCGCCCUACCUGCGUACCGGCCCCGUCGCCCCACCUUCGACCCGGCCCCGUCGCCCUACCUGCGGCCCAGCCGCCCUACCUGCGGCCCCGCCGCCCUCACCUGCGGUCCCCGCCGCCCUUACCUGCGGUCCCCGCCGCCCUUACUUGCGGUCCCCGCCGCCCUCACUUGCGGCCCCGCCGCCUUCCCUGCGGCCUCGUCAUCUGCUGCAGCGCCGCCCGCCACCCGAGCCGCCCGAGCCGCCUCACCUAGCCGAGCAGCCGACCGCCGCGCCGCCGUACAGCAGCACAGCCGAGCCGCCCAGCAGCUGAGCAGCCGGACAGCCGAGCAGCCGAGCCGCCCUGCAGCCGAGCCGCCCGGCAGCCGAGCAGCCGAGCCGCCCUGCAGCCGAGCCGCCCAGCAGCCGAGCCGCCCUGCAGCCGAGCCGCCGUGCAGCCGAGCCACCGAGUCGCCGAGCCGCCCUACCUCCGAGCCGCCCGAGCAGCCCCGUCCGGGUCGAGCCAUUGACUUUGACGUCUGGGUAGAUGACCUGCAGCUGUUCUUACAGUGCGAUAGGGCAGACGGUCUCUCCCUCUUUGACCUCACCUCUGGUGCCUCUCCUGCUCCUGCUGCUGAUGCUGACGCCACAGUUCGCUCACAUCAGUACAAGAGUGCUCAGACCUUGUACGACGCUGUAGUUGCACGCUACUCCUCCCCUGCCACUACUGCACUGAGCCGUCUCAUGCUAUCGUACCUCUUCCCUGACCUUGCUGCCUUUCCCACAGUCGCUGACCUCAUUACGCACCUCCGCACUAGUGACACUCGCUACCGCGCUGCGCUUCCUGCUGACUUCUGCGCCAAGAACCCCCCCCCCAUGUACAUCACUCUCUACUACAUAGUCACUCGCCUCCCUGACUCCCUUCGUGUAGUCAGGGACCACUUCCUCUCAGUUUGUCCCACCACUCUCACUGUUGACCUCCUCGAGAAGUCCCUCCUAGCGGCCGAGAAGAGCAUAGUCGCUGUAGGGGCCUCUCGUGGUGACCCGCGCACCCCCAUCUUUGAGGGGUGUUCCCCCUCCCCCCUUCUGCCCUCUGUUGCCUCUGGUGCUGCGGCCGACCUCCUUGGUCUUGAGUCGGUCGGUGCGGCGUCUGCCCCUAGCGGGAGACGCCGCUCUGACAAGGGCAAGGGGGGCAGGGGCACUGGAGGAGCGAGCGUGGGCGGUGGAGGUGGAGGUGGAGGCGGCGGGGGGAGUGGGGGUGGCGGUGGGAGUGGAGGUGGGGGUGGAGGUGUCGGUGGCGGCAGUGGAGGCGGAGGUGGCGGCGGCGGUGGCGGUGGGAGCGGAGGUGGCGGAGGUGGCGGCGGUGGAGGAGGCGGCGGAGGCGGCGGUAGUAGCGGAGGCGGCGGAGGCGGCGGAGGCGGAGGGGGUGGCGGUGGAGCUGGUCGCGUGUCUACGCAGAGGAGUGGCUACGGUGGUGGUCCGCGUCAGCAACAGCAGCGCGGUCGUGAGACCCUGUCCCCUCAGCAGCUCCGUGAGUGGUACACUGCACGCCAGCGGGGUGGGGGCUUUGGUCCGUGCACCUACGUCCUGCGCACCGGCGACCGUGCUGGUGAGCAGUGUGGGGGUGCGCACCCCACCCAGCGCUGCUUUGGCCGCCUGACGGACGCGUGGCGUCACCAGUUCCCGGAGGCCACAGAGAUCCCUCGCUGGGGCGAGCUGUCUAGGGCGGGAGUUGCCAUCUAUGAUCUUGAUUUUGAUGCUAUCGGUUCUGCCAUGUAUGCUGUGUCUAUUAGUGAUGAGGGUGACUGUUACCGGUGUUUCCCGCCCGACCCGGGCAUUGAGACUGCUGCUCUAGGUACUGGUGAGGCUGCUGCUCUAGGUGCCAGUGAGGCUGCUGCUUAA
Closterium sp. NIES-65 is the source of this 1998-nucleotide messenger RNA. Lineage: Eukaryota; Viridiplantae; Streptophyta; Zygnematophyceae; Desmidiales; Closteriaceae. The record is from the annotation of a GenBank genome assembly.